GAACGCGCCGCCGCCGCCGUCAUGUGAUUUCCGGGCAAGGCCGCCUCCGGCGCGCGGGCGGGGGUCAGGGUCAGCGCUCCGCCAUCGCGGCGGCGCCGGGGCCAGGCAGGGCCGGGUCUCGUCUCGUCUCCCCGUGCCCUCCGGCCUCCCGGGAAGUCUCCCUGUGAAAACAGGAACGCUAAUCCGCCUGCGGGGGGCGGGGACGGGACUCCGCCAGCCUUCCCUCCCCGCCGGUGUCUCGCCCCGGGGCCUGCUUGUGGUUUGCGGUGUAGGCCUCGGCGCCAUGGAUCCGUUCUUGAUUCUGCUGAACUCCUUCUCCUCGAGCUUGUCGGACUCUGAGCUUGAUUCCCUGAAGUUUCUCUGCCGGAAGGAAAUUUCGAAAAGGAGACUGGAGUCCGUGCGGAGCGGUAGGGAUCUCUUUGGCAUCCUCCUCGAGCAGCAGCUAAUUGCAAGCGACAAGGUAUCGGUUCUUGAAGAAUUGUUUAAGAACAUUAAAAGGGAAGACUUGGUCUCACAGCUAAAGCAGUUCGAAGAGGAAGGGGAAGUUAAUGCUCCCGAUGAUCAACCAGAUGCACACGAAAAACGUUUUCAGAAGGCAGCUAUUGAAGUCAUAUGUGAUAACGUUGGGAAAGACUGGAAAAUGCUGGUGCGAAAACUUGACGUUUCUGAAGUGAAACUGGAAAGAAUAGUGGCAGCCAAUCCAUAUAACUUGCGUGAACAGUUUUAUCAGUCACUCCGAGAGUGGCAGAAGUGGAAGGGAAGAGAUGCGAAGGUGGCUGACUUAAUAAAAGCUCUUCGGGGCUGUAAUAUGAAUUUGGUGGCAGACAAAGUUGAAAAGAAACUCUUGCAACUGAACACUGAAACCAGCUGAAAUCUGUAUAACAACACUUCCCUAUCCCACAGAUACGGAUGAAAAAAACUAAAAGUGCCUUCUUCUCUUCUGAACCAGAAUCAAUAUCAUUGGUUCCUGUUACUUACUCUGACAUUAAUUUAUGUGCGUUAAUAGGCUGAUUUGUGGUCAGAUGAAGAUUAACAUAAAAACAAAUGCCAUUCAGGUAAUGCCUUGUAGCUUGAUGCUUCCUUGAAGAGAUUUUAACUUAGAAGACCUAAACUCCAUUUGGUAGAAAUUCUUACACUUUUGUUCUACUACCCACCUGAAAACAAUAUUUGCUGUACUGUUAUCUGGAAAUACAUCCGUGGGACACUCCUGAGGCAACUGUAAUUUAAAAUUUCGGGGGGGGGAUUGGAUAUCUUUUAUUUGUGUGUGCUGUUAUAACUGCAGGGUGAAAGGCAGGGGUAGAUCUCUUAGCUGUGUACUGGGGUUUGGUUUUUUUUUUUCAUUAGCAUAAGAUAAUAUCUUCCAUAAUUUAUCAAAUACAUUUGCGCUCCGUAAAAGAAUACUAAGACAACUGUAACCUCAGGCCCUAAGACUGCAGUGCAGGAGGGCUAGUAACUAUUGUGGUGGCUUUUUCUUGGCAGAAAAUUUGCCAGAUUGAAAAUUAACCAGUUGAAAUCAAAUGUCUGUAUCAAGUGCCUUCAUCAUCCUGAAGGAAGUAUCCUCUUGAAACUAUCAAAGAAAUUGUGUGCAUCUCUCAGAUGUUUACAGUAGUCUCUUUUUACCUCUGUGAAUGUUUUAAGAUUCUUUACUAUUCCUUUUGUAACCUAUAUCACAGAGUCUGGUCAUGCCUGCUGGAAGUUGCAGCUCACCUCAUAAGUAUGCUGCAGUUAUCUGUGCUCCUGGGUAACAAAAGUCUGUACUGUAACAAAACAAACAAAAAAAAAAACCACAGCAAAAAAAAAAAAACCAAACAAGAAAACAAUUUGGUUUCUUUUUAGUGGAGAGGUGUGAAAGCCUACUGAAUCAGUAUGUGGUACUGACUUUCCUCUGGUGAUACCCAGCGAAGGCCAGUUGUCUUUCGCCACAGUUUGUUCUCUUCAAAGGUCGCUCCAGAUCCAGUUCCUCUUCCAAGUCCUCUGCAGUGUUUUAGUUCAUUCCUGCUCCUUCACAUUUUUUUGGAAAGUGGUUGUAAGAAACUUGCAGAGGAUUUAUGAAGUAGACCAGAUUCAGUUUUCAUCUUUAAUUUGGAACAGACUUCGAAAAAUGGCCUUCAUACCUAACUUAAGACUGGAGAAAUUGCACAAGCUUAAAGACAUGCAGGGCUGUAGAGGCCUCUGGGGACUAUCCCUUAUGUGAGGGGGAAAAGUUCUCCGAAAUCAUUGUUGCUUGAAUGAGUAGGACUGUUUGUUACUGCAAACAUCCUUCUAACUACAUAAAUAGAAACUUGAGAGGCUUCUUUUUUGCUACUGUACCUGUGUGACUUUUAGCUCCUUUCAGGUUCUUAGUACAUGGUGCCAUUACUGUGAAGGCCGGGUGUCAGCACAAAAUAUACCACUACUCUGCAUAAAUGUUGUGAGAUUGAUAAUUUUUUUCGAGUUUUUAUUGCAGUUGGUGCUCCUCGUUUAGAAGAUGACACUUGAAUACUUGACUGUAGUUAAUGGAAACUGCUGUAAAGUGGACUUACCUUUUUAUUAAGGUUUUCCCUUAAAUGAUUUGCAAAAGUAUUUUUUUAAUCAUAGUAUACUAAAUAUCAGGGGUUGUAUCCAAGCAAAGGAACAACGGGUAAUACAGAAGUUUCCACCUGUCAGCCUUUUGGGCAGGUGCAGUUCUGUAAGUACUUGCUCCAAUACCUGUCAGUAUCGAUUGUCAAUUCCAGACUUCCAGUAGGAGAUACAGUGCUGUGCCUCAGCUAAAUGACUAGAUCAAAUGUUUCAGAGGGUUUUGUUUAAUAGAUACAGUCUUCAUUCUACAGUAUUUAAAGAAAAUCGCUUCAGGCACUUCUUCUUCAUGCCUGUAAGCAAUCUUUGUGAGCAGAGUGGAGUAGAAGUGGAGAUGCGUUUUGUUUGUGGUGAACCAGCUCUGCAGCAGUUCCAAGUUCAAUUUGACCAGUAACAUGUUUUUCUUGUCCAGUUGUAAUAGGUCUUCUGGUUCAUACAAGAUACAUUUAUCUGGAAUAUGAAAAGUAGUGCACCGCCUACUGGAUAUAACCAGGAUCUUUUAAGAAUAAGUAGGAAUAACUUGUUAGUUGUAGCCAAGCGCUCAUCAGCUACAAGAAAUAUUCUGCCUCAGAAGAUAAAAAAUCUUGUUCCUUUAAGGAUUUGUACGUACUGGUUGUUUUACUGUGCAUGAAGCCAAUGACCUAGACUGCAUCAAUCUGAUCAGUACCUCAGGGCCAAUUUAAAACUGUUUUUAUUAGAGAUUAAAAAGUUGAUGAUGCGAGAACAAAAUCAAGCGGAACAAAGGGAACAAAAACUUUUUAUUGGGAGGGGGGGUAAGGGAAAAGGGUGCAAUUUGAAAUGUGUUGUGAUCCAGUUAGCACUCUUCUUAUUUUCAAAUUAAGUAUUUUGGACUCAAAUAUACAUAUUUUUAUAAAUCAAAUUCAAUUUUUAUAUUGUAUAAUUUUGUGCACAUUUCAUUAAAAAAUACUUCCUUUAAA
Chroicocephalus ridibundus (black-headed gull) is the source of this 3494-nucleotide messenger RNA. RefSeq names its product Fas associated via death domain (gene FADD). NCBI's taxonomy places the organism in Eukaryota, Metazoa, Chordata, Aves, Charadriiformes, Laridae. Gene Ontology annotation, biological process: regulation of apoptotic process; signal transduction. Gene Ontology annotation, molecular function: protein binding. Bases 284 to 871 code for a protein of 195 amino acids. The transcript has 2 exons. The record is from RefSeq and is a predicted model, not a curated record.